Molecule: messenger RNA, 1743 nt
Organism: Impatiens glandulifera
Lineage: Eukaryota; Viridiplantae; Streptophyta; Magnoliopsida; Ericales; Balsaminaceae
Product: pectinesterase 3-like
Exons: 2
Coding region: 1-1743 (580 amino acids)
Biological process (GO): cell wall modification
Molecular function (GO): pectinesterase inhibitor activity; pectinesterase activity
Source: RefSeq, a predicted model, not a curated record
AUGGACAGCUUCCGUUCCUCCUUCAAGUCCUGCACCAUUAACCGCACCGCCGUGGACGAGCCCGAAGAUCGCGUGUACCGACAGAAGACCCGAAGACGCAUCCUGAUCCUAACCAUAUCUUCAGCCAUCCUCGUGGCCAUGAUAGUAAUGACCAUCAUCUGCACUAGGAAUCUCGACACCUCACCUUUCCAUCCUCCCUUCUCCGUCGAUGUAUCCAUUAAAGCCAUGUGCUCCGUCACCCUUUACCCAAACUCAUGUUUCUCCAGCCUCGAGUCCUCCAACACAACCGACCCUCAUCUGCUCUUCAAACAAACCCUCGACGUCUCCUCCAACGAGCUCUCCAAUCUCUCCACUUUACCCACCUCAAUGAUCGAUCAAACCAACGACGAUCGCAUCAAGGCCGCGCUUUCCGUGUGCCAGCAUGCUUUUGAAGACGCCAUCAGUAAGAUGAACGAUUCCGUUUCCUUAAUGUCGACGACUUCCAAGAGUAUAAAUAAUGUUCUCUCCCGUGCCAAUAUUUUGGACCUCGAGACUUGGCUCAGCGCGGCCGUCACUGAUCAGGAAACCUGCCUGGAAGCCCUCUACGAGGUAAACGCAACUAACACAAUAGCGGAGAUUAACGAUUUAAUGAAAAACUCAACCGAAUUCAUCAGCAACAGCUUAGCUAUUGUCUCCAAGGUCAUCAGCUUCCUGCCCUCUCCCGCAAACCCAAUUCACAGACGACGUCGUCUCUUGGUCGACACGACGUUGUCCUUUCCGAAUUGGUUCGGGCCCGGGGAUAGGAAGCUGUUGCAGGAGACGAAUCCGAAGCCGGACUUAGUUGUGGCCAAGGACGGCUCGGGAGAUGUGAAGACCAUAAAGGAAGCAAUAGCUAAGGUGCCCAAGUCGAAAAACACGACCGGAGACAGGUUCAUCAUUUACGUCAAGGUUGGAGAGUAUGUGGAAAAUGUGGUUUUAGACGUGCCUAAUGUUAUGAUGUAUGGUGAUGGAAAAACUAAUACCGUAGUCUCCGGCAGCCUCAAUUUUGUCGAUGGAACUCCAACCUUUCAAACGGCCACCUUUGCUGUGACGGGAAGUGGUUUCAUUGCAAGGGACAUGGGAUUCAAGAACACGGCGGGAGCAUCGAAACAUCAGGCGGUGGCUCUACGUUCGGGAUCCGACAAAUCGGUGUUCUAUAGGUGUUCCUUCGAGGCCUUUCAAGACACUCUUUACACAUAUUCUCUUCGCCAAUUUUACAGGGAAUGCGACAUUAUUGGCACCAUAGAUUUCAUUUUUGGUAACGCAGCUGUGGUCUUUCAAAACUGCAACAUUCUACCGAGGCAACCUAUGGGGAACCAGUUCGUCACGUUAACUGCCCAAGGGAAGUCGGAUCCUAAUCAGAACACAGGGAUAUCCAUUCAAAAAUGUGUCAUAUCCCCUUUUGAUAAUCUCACGGCUACAACUUAUCUAGGCCGGCCAUGGAAGAAAUACGCGACGACGGUAGUGAUGCAGAGUCAGAUAGGUUCGUUGUUGGACCCUAGAGGUUGGAGCCCAUGGGAGAAAAAUGUGGAACCACCAAACACAAUCUACUAUGCUGAGUACCAAAAUACUGGUCCGGGAGCAAACACGACCAACAGGGUUAAAUGGGGCGGGUAUAAGGCUAGUAUUACUGCAACCGAAGCAUCCAGAUUCACUGUCAACUCGUUCAUUAAUGGCAACUCAUGGUUACCCGCAACCACUGUGCCAUUUGAUUCAACGUUAUGA